Molecule: messenger RNA, 6257 nt
Organism: Perca flavescens (yellow perch)
Lineage: Eukaryota; Metazoa; Chordata; Actinopteri; Perciformes; Percidae
Gene: lamb4
Product: laminin, beta 4
Exons: 35
Biological process (GO): axon guidance; animal organ morphogenesis; basement membrane assembly
Cellular component (GO): laminin trimer
Source: RefSeq, a predicted model, not a curated record
CAUCCAACAGAUUAUUUCAAAGUGUCAGAAACACAAUCAUUGCAAAGCUUGCUUUACAAUGCCAGAAUGACAUUUCACACACAGAGACACACACAAACUCUCUGUCUCUCUCUCUCUCUCACACGCACGAACACACACACACACAGAGACUAACGUUUGCUUCUCUGUGUUCCCUUACAGAGGUGGUCUUCUCCAGAAGAAGCACCUGGCCGUGCUUGAUGCAGAGGGACGUGAAGAGAGGGGGGGCUGUCAAUGUUGCUGAAACAGGAAAAAGCAUGAGGCUACAUGUGUCUCAGGUGUGCUGUUACCUGCCCAGAUGUGUUAGUUCUCUACAGUGAAGCAGCAGAAGCAGGAGAGAGAGUCCAUCACAGACCAUCAGUCGUGUCAAAACAACAUGAUCUUCAUCUUCUUCACCGUUUUUCUUCCAGCAGCUCUGUUUCACGACCCCGGGGACAUCCGGGACCUUCAGGACCAGUGUCCCGACGGCUCAUGUGACCCCCAGCUUGGUGACCUGAUGGUGGGUCGAGCAGCUCAGCUGUCCGCUUCGUCUACCUGCGGUCUGGACGGACCAGAAAACUACUGCAUCAUCGGGUACCUGGAGGAGGAGAGAAAAUGUUUCAUAUGUGACUCUCGGCUGCCGUUCAAUCUCUAUAGCAACCCCAACAGCCACCGCAUCGAGAACAUCAUCACGACCUUCGACCCCGAGAGGAGAAUGAAAUGGUGGCAGUCUGAGAAUGGAGUUCAUGAGGUCAGCAUUCAGCUGGAUCUGGAGACCAUGUUCCAGUUCAGUCAUCUGGUCCUCAACUUCAAGAGUUUCCGUCCAGCGGCCAUGUUGGUGGAGCGAUCAAAGGAUUUCGGAAGAAGCUGGAAAGUCUUUCGUUAUUUUGCAGAAGACUGUUUGCUUCAUUUCCCUUCAGUGUCCGAUCAGCCGGCCGACAGUGUCGAUGAUGUCGUCUGCGACAGCAGAUACUCCAGCUCAGAUCCGUCCACUGACGGAGAGGUGGUGCUGAAAGCUCUUGAUCCUGUGUUUGAAAUAGAAAACCUGUACGCACCACACAUUCAAGAUCUGAUCACCUUGACAAAUAUCCGCGUGAAUUUCACUCGUCUGUUCACGUUGGGUGACACACUAUUGGGGCGCAGACGCAGGAACCCUCAGGACAAAUAUUACUACGCUCUUUACAACAUGGUGGUCCGAGGAAGCUGCUUCUGUCAUGGACACGCUGGCCAAUGUACGCAUGUGGAUGGAGGACGAGGGGAUGUCUUUACCAAGACUACCAUGGUUCAAGGUCGAUGUGUUUGUCAGCACAAUACAGCCGGCGAUAACUGUGAGAGAUGUCAGGACUUUCACCACGACUCCCCCUGGAGGCCUGGAGGAGAAAACGAUGCCAACAUCUGCAGGAGAUGUAACUGUCACGGUCACUCAGACUCGUGUCACUUUGACUCCGCUCGUUUCAAAGCGACAGGCAGCGUGAGCGGCGGUAUCUGUGAUGACUGCCGUCAUGACAGGACGGGGCCUCAGUGUGAACGAUGUCAACCAUUUCUGUAUCAAGAUCCACAGAGAACGACAGACGACCCACACGCCUGCAUACCAUGUGACUGCGACCCAGCCGGUUCUCAGGGCGGUGGUCUGUGUGACGCUCUGAGCGGCCAUUGCGUCUGUAAAGAAAACGUGGAGGGUCAACGUUGUGAUCGCUGCAAACACGGCUUCUUCAAUCUGAGACAGGACAAUCCCUCCGGCUGUCAGGUGUGCAGGUGUCAUGUUUUAGGAAGUGUCGGGUCUUGUGAUCAGCUGACAGGAAGUUGUGAAUGUGACCAUUUGGCAAUCGGACCGCUGUGUGAUCGAUGUCUGGAAGGUUUCUGGGGUUUGGGAAACUCUGUGUUCAGAUGUUCGCCCUGCGACUGCGAUGUUGGAGGAGCUUACAGCACCAUGUGUUCUCCGGAGGAUGGACAGUGUCAGUGUUUACCCAACAUGGUGGGUCGGCGCUGCUCCGACCCUGCCCCCGCCUACUUCCUGCCUCUGUUGGACUACUUCCUGUAUGAGGCGGAGCUCGCUGCUCCGCUGCACGGAGGAAGCUCUCCUCCGUCUACUCCUCCAUCAUCUUCUUCUUCUCCUCUGGUGAGAACUGAAGAGUCAAUGUGAUGAUCAGAGAGAUCAGAGACAGCAGUGUGCCUCCAUGUUUCUGUGUGUUCACCUCUUAGUAACAUCUGUGUGUGUGUGUCUGUGUGUGUCUGUGUGGCUGUGUGUGUGUGAGUCUGUCUCCAGGUCAACCCUGGUGUUUUGCCGCGGUGUGAGAAGUAUUUCAGAGAGCAGGGUUAUGACUUUAAGUUCACUAACGGACGAGUCAUUCUGGUUCGAAAGACUCCAAGACUCACCCGCCGGAGGAGACAGCAGAGAGGCCUCCCUCUGGAACCUGGUCACGCCCUGCAGAUCGUUCCCCGUCAGAGGACAGCUGAUCGCCCCGUCACGUGGACCGGCCUGGGAUUUGUCAGAGUGUUGGAGGGGGCGGGGCUUAGGUUCACUGUAGACAACCUCCCAUCGUCUAUGGAUUACCAGCUCGUGAUUCGUUAUGAGCCAGAGUCUCCGUCUGAUUGGCUGGCUUCAGUCAGCAUCAUUGCGGUGUCGCUGGGUGACGGCAGAUGCAGCAGCGACCCGACAGGAAGUAAAACACUGAUUCUUCCUGGAAACUCCAGAGGAAGUAUUCUGGACUCUGCGGUGUGUCUGAACGCAGGCGGUCAGUACUUUGUGAACGUCGUCUUCAACAAACAGCCGGGAUCGGACGCCUCGUCCAGCUCACACCUCCUGAUCGACUCGAUGGAUCUGAUUCCCAGUAUCGAGUCUGUCCGUGACUUCUGCUCCCAGAGUGACCUUGACUCUUUCCGACACUUUCGCUGCAUUGGAUUGGCUGCCGAGCUCGGCCAGCCAGAGUCGCUAUUGGGAGUCUGCGAGGGACUCAUCAAGAGCAUGUCGGCACGAAUCCACAACGGAGCUGUUCUUUGCAGGUGUAACGUCGUUGGCUCUGUCGGACCAUCUUGCAGUAGCCAGGGAGGAUUCUGUGAAUGUAAACCCAAUGUGAUUGGACAUUGCUGUGAUACUUGUGCACCACUGACGUUUGGUUUCGGACCUGACGGCUGCAAACCAUGUGAGUGUGACCCUCGAGGUUUGCUGUCGGAGCUUUGUGAUCAGGUCAGAGGUCAGUGUGUGUGUCGUUUAGAGGUAACGGGUCAACGUUGUGAUCGCUGUCUGGCGGGGUUCUGGGGUUUCCCUUUCUGUCGACCCUGUGAAUGUAACGGACUGUCGGAGGUGUGUGAUGAAGAAACCGGAGAGUGUCUGAACUGCAGGGAGCAAGCCAUUGGACCAAACUGUGACAGGUGUGUGGAGGGUUACUAUGGUAACCCUGUAUCCAGAACGCCCUGUCAGCCCUGCCUGUGUCCGGACGCUCAGAGCAGCGGACGUUUCUUCGCCACCUCUUGCCAACACGACCCACAAUCCCUCAGUGUUACCUGUGACUGCCGGGAGGGGCACACAGGUCCAAGCUGCGACAGAUGCAUCCCUGGUUUCUAUGGUGACUUGUCGUUGCCUGGCGCCCAGUGUGAGGAGUGUCCCUGCAACAACAACAUCAGCCCAGACGACCGUGACCCCUGCAACAGCCUGACGGGCGAAUGUCUGCAAUGCCUUCACAACACGACGGGACCCCGCUGCCAAGACUGCAAACCUGGUUACUACGGCAACGCCCUGGACCAGGACUGCAACGAAUGCCUUUGUGACCGGCGGGGGACGGAGGUGACUCAGUGUCCUCUGGAGAGUCCCUGCUUCUGUGAUUCCAGGACGGGACAGUGUCCCUGCAGGACGGGGGUGCUUAGCGUCCUCUGUGAUGAGUGUGAGGACGGAUACUGGAACCUGGGCAGAGCCUCAGGGUGUCAACCCUGCAGCUGUGAUCCUGUUAACUCUUUCUCCAACAUCUGCAACAAGGUGACGGGACAGUGUCCGUGUCGUCCUGAGUUUGGAGGAAGACAGUGUGACGAAUGUGGAGAAAAUCAUUUUGGGAAUCCAGACCUGCAGUGUAUCUCUUGUGACUGUAACCUGGAGGGAACCGAGCGUCCGUCAUGUGACCCUGAAACCGGCGAGUGUCUCUGUCGGGUCGGCAUCACCGGUAUCUUCUGUGAUCAGUGCGCCCCUGGCUAUGACUCAGCAUUCCCGGCCUGUGCGGAGUGCCACUCGUGCACCGGCCUCUGGGCUGAAAGCAUGACCGAUGUCCAUCGAGCCGCCCAGAGGAUGAAAACCUUCAUCACUAGCCAUGGCGAUGACCUGCGGCCCAGAGACGGUUGCCAACUGCAACAGAUGCUGGAGAUGAAGUCCAAGCUGGACGGCCUCGCCAACUUGACGAGACUCUCGCCACCAAAUCUGGAGAAGCUGGAGAAACUGUUUGCAAUGAUCGGGAAGGUGAAAGACGGCAUCGACCCGAACAUGAUUCUGAUUGACCUGUCUCCUCUCCUCAACACGGACAUCGACAACAUUCGUCUGGAGUUCAAGACCCUGCUGAAUAACCUGAAGAGGAAACUCAUCGAAGAUCCGGACGAUGAAGAGGAACACAUUGAGGAGCUGCUGGAUGAGAUCCAGAAGCGUCACAACGCCUUCAUGUUGGACGAGAAGAGAGUGAGAAACGCUAGCAGAGCUCUGGAGGACUCCAUGGACACCAGACAGGAAGUUAAACACAAACUGAGCAUGUGCAGCAGCAGCGGCAGCGGAGACCUUGCGCUGCUGGAGAAGAAUGUCAAAGAGCUCAGCGUGGUCAACCUCAAUCGAAAGCUCUGCGGAGGACCAGGUCUGGAUGACUGUUCAGGCUGUGGUGGAGCGCUGUGUGGAUCUCUGCAUCUGGGAAACAGGAAAUGUGGAGGUCCAAACUGUGACGGAGUGGUUCCUGUGAGUCAGAUAGCUUCAGAGACAGCAGAGAGAGCAAAGGAUCGACUGGCCAUGCUCCCGUCCAGUUUGCAGGAGUCCCAUAACAAGAUCAAAGAUGCCCAGCGGGCAGCUCAGGACACGAAAGACCGGGCCAAAGACCUCCAGGACCGGAUCAAUGACAGCAUGGUCUCCCUGGAGAGAGAGAAGAAUCAAACCAAGCAGCUGAUCCAGCGAGUCAAAGACUACCUGAUGGAUGAGAUGGUUCCUCCGGAGGACAUUGAGAAAAUGUCCCAAGCUGUUCUGGCCAUCCAGUUGCCAGGAACACCAGAUCAGAUCCGAUCAAUGAUCAAAGACAUCAAUAAUCUGCUGUCCAACACCAUCAACAUCCAAGACGACCUGAGGUACCUGCAGGAGACUGCCGAGACCGCCCAAGACCUGCUGCAGAGAGCUCGGGAACUCAAGGAGCGGACAAAGAACAUUGAUGUGACUGAGAUCAGCAGAGACAUUUCUGGAGCAGAGAAAGCUCAGGACAAAGCCAACAACGACCUGGACGCAGCCAGCCGAGACAGAGACAUGACCAAAGACCGCAUCCAAGAUAUGAAAGACAAACUGGACGACGUCGAGACAAAGUUGAUGAAUCGUCAACCUAAAAAUCUGCAGGAUGAGAUUGAAGCCCUGAAGGAGAAAACUGAACAGAACAAAGAGAUGGCCAGAGACGCCCAAGAGGCUGCAGACUCUGCUUUAAACCAGACUACCGACACAGAACCAGAGCUGGAGGACGUGAUGAAGCUAUUUGAGCUUUUAAAGCAGAAAACCUCCAACCAGACGGUUCAGAGUGAAGCCGGAGAACGUCUGAAGAACAUUGUGGAGGAGGCGGAGAAGAUGAAGAAACAGGUGGAGGACAAACUGCAACAGAUACAAGAUCUGGAGCAGAAGAUCCAGAAGCUGAUCCAGAACAAAGAGAUCAAAGCGGCUGAAGUCUCCAUGUUGUUAGACACGGUAGAUUCACUUCAACGGGAAAUCUCCAAACGGGCCAAAGGAUACAUCACCUGUACCACCUAGACACAGCUGACAGAGCUGGAGAGUAACUAGUUACGUGUACUCUAAUUACAAAAUUAAGAUAACUGUAAUCCGUUACAGUUACUUGGAGAAAAUGUGUAAUUAAAUUACAGAUAUCUAUGAAAAUGUUCAUGAUUACGUUUGGGGUUACAUCUGAAUAUGUUCUAUAAAAAGCUAGGCUACAUGUGGAAUGAUAUUAAUUGUGUUGCGUUGCAUGUUUUUCAUGUGCACAAUGUCUUGUGAUGCCAUUUCCAGCCACAGAUGUUAAUAAAGUUUGGUGCUAUUCUGAUGCUUUGGA